Hypoxylon trugodes is the source of this 1995-nucleotide messenger RNA. RefSeq names its product HLH-domain-containing protein. Gene Ontology annotation, molecular function: protein dimerization activity. Bases 473 to 1813 code for a protein of 446 amino acids. The transcript has 4 exons. The record is from RefSeq and is a predicted model, not a curated record. NCBI's taxonomy places the organism in Eukaryota, Fungi, Ascomycota, Sordariomycetes, Xylariales, Hypoxylaceae.
CACUACCGUAUACAUUCCACUAUACAUUAUACAUUAUACUCCUUAUCAUAGCCGAGUAUUAGUGAGUGUGUGUAGAGUGAAGCCACUUUUACCUCCCAGAGCUGCCAUACUCAGCAAGCCACACACACCAUACCACCCCCCAUCACAUCCGGACUUACAUACUCACAUCACGCAUACAUCCCCGGCCCAAGGUUACCUAACUACGCAACUUGUGUACUACGACGCACAGUAACGGACGUGGCAAUUUUUUAUCGUCCCCUUCUAUAACCUGAAUUCCGGAUUCUAUCAUCCAUCUUUUUCAGCCGAGCCUGGACUUCGCCGAUAGCGCCUACAUCACCUUACAAAGGCCUUAGCUUACCGACGACCAUCCCGUACCGGGACACAUCCCCUCUUAUUUUCAGAUACCAUAGCAAUCAAGGCAUAGUGUCACCAAAUAUCUGCUGGUGACCCUUGAAUUGUUGUGGGAUUCGUCAUGGACGCAGGUGUUAUGCAGGACAUCGACGUUUAUCCUGCUGGUAACGACAAGACUUUCGAGACAUUCUUCGAUCAAUCCACAGAUUACUCUCAGAAUCUAUCAUCUAUCAGCUUCUGGGACGAACUUGACAGGUCUGCCGAAUCAAGUGUAGUAAACUCAGUCCCAACAUCGGGCUCGCACCAGACACCUAGUACCGCUGCAGACUCACCGGCAUCAACUACAUCUCAAAACCUUUCCAACAUCUCUCACAAGCACAAGCUUGCCAGACAAGACCUACCUAAGAAGCGCCAGUGCUCUGAGAUUAGAAAAUCCAGAUUUGCUGAGGACCCCUCUACCCUCGACUGCUCUGACUAUUGGCUUCGCUUCGAUAGCGACAACGAGAGCGAACAGAUAUUUGCCGACACUCGGGAAAGCAAACCCACUAGAUCUCCAACUCUAGCUCAACCUCAUCCACGAUCAAGGAUAGUCGGGAGACCCGGCAAUAGUUUCAAAGUGGCUUAUCCGCCGUCGUCAACUGCCGAUCUGAUCGACGAUAGCGCUCUUGACCACGCGCUGUCGGACGAAGACGACCUCUUCUCUAUGGCCCUAGCUGAUCAACUCAGCAAGACCGACUCUGCUCCCGUGCCUUCUGACAUACCACCUCGAGAAAGACUUUACUCAACCCCUCUCAGCUGGGAGCAACCUCAACCUGGUUUCCGUAUGGACUAUGUGAACGUGAACCCCCCUUUUAACGACCCAGAGCGUCAAAGACUACUCGCAAUUGCUAUGGGAACUGGUCAAGUACUACAGCAACAGACUGCCACAAGACAAGCGCCCGGAAUGGACUUCAGGUUCGAAAUUAACCAAAGCCCGACAACUAUGAGCGACAGCAAAAGCAACACACCAGAACCUAGAGUAAAACCCGCCGUUACAAGACCUCAAGCACCCUCGCGUACGAAUUCGACCGAUGCUAUGGAGAAAGCCAAGGAGAAGCCCAGAAAUAGCGAUCGAGCUGCGCACAAUGAUAUUGAACGAAAAUAUCGUACCAAUCUCAAGGACAAGAUCGCUGAACUACGGGACGCUAUUCCAUCUCUCCGCGCGAUACCCGAAGAUGGCGAUGAGAACGACAACGCAAGCACUUCGCGAACAGCCCCUAAAGUAAGCAAGGGCACCGUCUUGACCAAGGCUACGGAGUACAUUCACCAACUCGAGAGGAGAAACCGAUCAAUGGCGCAAAAGAACGAGGAACUUGCUCGUCGACUACACGCUUUCGAACAGUUGGUUGGUGCUGCACCGGCACCAAAUUGGGCACCACAGGGAUAUGGUGCUUCCGUCUUUAACCCUCGCGCCUUUUCGUAGGCAACUUCACACCUUCACUCUCAAAUACUUGUCACCAGUCAUCAAUCACCACUCACCCUUCAUACGAAUCCUCGAAGAUUACGACAACAUUAAGCUAUUCACAAAAACGAUGAUCUAUAAUGACGAUACAUGAAUGCCUUGUUUCAACGAUGAUACCCAACAUUCGCAACCCAACCUGAAUA